Molecule: messenger RNA, 930 nt
Organism: Fusarium poae
Lineage: Eukaryota; Fungi; Ascomycota; Sordariomycetes; Hypocreales; Nectriaceae
Exons: 1
Coding region: 1-930 (309 amino acids)
Source: RefSeq, a predicted model, not a curated record
AUGACUGAUCCUAGAAAACUUUACAUAUAUGACCUCGUCAAGGAAGUCAGUAAGGACGCAUGGAUCAUCAAUGAUGGGGCCUUGAUAACCCGGCACCAUUCUCAACCACCACAACCCUACUGGGAAGGUGAUCAAGGUUCCUUCUUCACCAUGGCGGAAGCCCCUAGCCCGAGACCACCCACUCAAAGGAUCUCCGACGACUGCCCUAUUACAGAUGCUGUUAAAAUGUCUAAUAAGUACUGGGGACUCUUCAAGAUUGGUCAGGCUCACCUCAAAGUCAGCCGCGAUGUUGGAGCACAAGAGCAUAACACGUUAGAAGCUUUGGCAAAGGCGUCUUUUGACUUCAUUGUACCCACUGAAUACUGCCACGCAGUAUACGGUAACUACUAUUACAUCGUCCACACCAUCUUGCCGGGCAAGUCGAUUGCCGAGGUCUGGCCAAAGACAGAUGAUGGAGAGUUGCAGAUGAAGUGGAUGCGUCAGAUAGCAGAAGCCUAUGACCAAUUGUCCAAGUGGCAUAACGAUCGCGUCUGCGGCGUCGAUGGCGGGAACUUGGUGCACCAUCUAUCUAUCCGGGGCGAUUGGAAUGACAGGAACAGCUUUACCCCCGAGGUGAUCCAAAAGAACUAUGAGGAUAUUGGACUAGACUGCUCCGAGUUCGUCUUUGCUCAUAACCAUGCGAUGCCGCUUGCAUUCACGGUCGAUGAAACCAAGGGACUGCUAGGGAUCUCCGCAUGGGGCUCUGCUGGUUUCGUCCCCAGGGAUUGGGUACGUACCACAACACGUACCAACGAUAUGAAUCAGUCUGUGGUCAUUUGCAAAGAUAGUUGGACUCCAAGAGACUUCAACCUGUGGCACAACAAGAUGGAAAUUGCACUGGCCGAGAAGGGCUUCCGGGAGUUUUGGCAAGCGCAUGGCGAUUGGCGUUAG